Hippocampus comes (tiger tail seahorse) is the source of this 2535-nucleotide messenger RNA. Its product is annotated as OX-2 membrane glycoprotein. The transcript is spliced from 6 exons. NCBI's taxonomy places the organism in Eukaryota, Metazoa, Chordata, Actinopteri, Syngnathiformes, Syngnathidae. Gene Ontology annotation, molecular function: cell-cell adhesion mediator activity. The record is from RefSeq and is a predicted model, not a curated record. Bases 712 to 1851 code for a protein of 379 amino acids.
AUACAGGUUAUUUGCUCACAUAAUUAGAAAGAUUCUUUAUCAUUUUAUGGCAAUGAUUUUGCUUAUUUGCACUUUUGAACCGCUGUAAAGUAUUUUGUGUACACUGAACAUUAUUUAUAUGAUUAUUUAUAUUCACAGUUUCUCUUCACCUUAGCACUGCUUUUAUGUUGUUGAUGGUGUAAUUUUUUUUCCUGCAAAUUCAAUGCAAUGCCUUCUUUGGCUGUGACCCUAUUUUGGUAAGUUGUUGAACUAAAACAUGUUGACAAUUCUUUGAUUCAAGAUAAAACGUGUCGAUGCAUCCGACUUGUGUUUGAGUAAGAGAAAGAACCAGCCCGACUUGAGUACGGUUGACUGCAAGAACAGAAAAUGGCCACUGGGGCUCGCACUUUUCCUCGUUUGAAUCAAGCGCUGGAGGACGCUUUUGGGUAUCCUUCAUCACUCUUUACUCGCGACUCCAUGGAAGCAGUCAUAGCGUUUCCUACUCUACAUUCAGAUCACCAAUGAUACAAGGCACACAUGUUACCGAGAUUCACUAAUAACAGCAGUCUGACCUUGACCCUUUGGUUACAGGCAAUUGCGCUGGUGCGAGGAGUGGCAGGGCUCGGCUGUGGGGUUUAGCUGCCUGAUAUCUUAUGGGCCGGCUCUGUGUUGAAGUGAAUGAGUGAGAGCUGCACUCUGAUGGCUGUAAAACGAUGAAUAUCAGGUGGUGCGAUGGAAAACAUUUUGGAGUUGGUGAGCUUCCUGCAAUUAGACGUGUUUGGACUUUCCCUGCGUUUAACUCUGCUACUCUGGAUCGGAGGAACAUCCAUCACACAAGGUGAGGUCUUAUCUUCUGCCACUGUGACUGCUGAGGCAAGCCAACCCCUUCAAUUGGGCUGCAAUGUUACCAUGGCAACGGGCGACAGUGUCCAUCAAGUGCGCUGGCUAAGAAAAAACAAGCUCCUGCUGGCGUACCAACUCAAUGUGCCAAUCCACAUCAGCCACCAAGAGCCCAACGUGAAGCUCGCCUCUUGGCAAAAGAACUCCAGCUACAUCACCAUCACGAAGGUGCGGCCUGAAGACGAGGGCUGCUACCGCUGCAUCUUCGACGUCUUUCCUACGGGCUCACAAGAAGGCGUCACAUGUGUCAGCGUGACUGCCAGGGUGCAUCUAGAUGGCAACAAGGUGGCCGUGAGCGGCAGGCCUACUACCCUGUCCUGCUGGUACAGCCUGCCUGAGCGGGUACUCCAGGUUUUGUGGAGGAAGAUGGCUGAGCAGGGCAGCAGCACCACCGUGGCGUCCUACUCCAAAGAUCACUACAACGUAGAGGAGACGCUGCAGGGUCGCCUGAGCCUAAGCAAAAGCCUUGGUGACACCCAGCUGGUUUUCCAGAAGGUUACGAUAGAAGACGAGGCGUGCUACACCUGCGAGUUCCACACUUUCCCAGAUGGUACCAGGAGAGGCACCACUUGCCUUUCUGUUUAUGUUUUACCCGAGGUGAAGGUGACCCACGCGACCUCAUCCUCAGGUGUCACCGAGGCCAACUGCACCACACGAUCGCGGCCCGCAGCAGAGAUCACAUGGAACAUUGGCGGGAACAACCAGAGUCUCAACACCUCGCUUGUUUCCUUCUACUCAAAGGGUGACGGCAUAACGACUGUGACGAGCACACUGCUCCUCUCGUCCGGGCAGCUCACCGAGCGGUCGAUCCAGUGCGUUGUACACCACAAGGGACUGGAAAACCCCCUCUCAGUGUCCCUCAACACACCCGCGAGUCCCUUCACGGUCAUCAUCAGCUUGCUGUGCAGUCUGGUGGCAGUCCUGAUUCUUGUCUGCUUGUGUGUGUAUCUCCGCGGUAAGUUCUUCACUUAGAAAAUGGCAGCAGCUCCUGGCAGGAGAGGAAUAGACUGGAAAGAUGUUUUGUUCGACGAAGGUGGAAAAGGUCAUCUCCCAGGUUGCAAAGCUACUUUCCACACAGUGGUGGCGUCACUUUGUCAUCACCCUCAUUCCUGUUCACACUUUUCUUCUCUGGAAAGUGUGACGUUUGUGUUUUGAGGUGUAGUUCCCUUUUAGCUUAAUCGUCUGCCCCACAGUAGUUCAAAUUCGACAACCUUUCAAACCGUUCACUAAAACACUUGCAAAUGUUAAAUUUCUAGUUAUCAUUUAUUGUUGUUGUUUAUUUAACUUCCGUGACUGUUUUUCAAGUGGAAUUUUCUAUCAUCAAGACUUUCAUAUAUUUCCUGGGUGGGUAAAUAAGUGAUUCGACUGCCUCAUAUUGAGGCUACAAUUUGCACACCGUCUGGUGGUAUUCCUUGUAUCCUUCCUUGAAUGAUAAAGUGCUAUGACAUUUUUGAAACACAGAACUGCUAAGGUUGAAAAACCAUAAGGUUGUACACUUUAGAAUUUGACCAAAAUUGAAGAAAAUACAUAUAUUAAAUUCACUGUAUGAUAUCACUCAUCAGCAUCAAAGGAUUAUGUUUUUUGCUAGUUUUCCUAAUCACAGUGGUUAACCAUAUUGUGUGUUUUGUUGCGCUAGAAAAAAAAUCAGUCCCUGAA